Molecule: messenger RNA, 906 nt
Organism: Mesorhabditis belari
Lineage: Eukaryota; Metazoa; Nematoda; Chromadorea; Rhabditida; Rhabditidae
Source: the annotation of a GenBank genome assembly
AUGUCGCUCGUCGGUUUCAUUGGUCUGGGUCAAAUGGGUGCCCAUAUGGCCCGAAAUCUCAUCAAGCACGGCCACAAAUUGAUUGUCUAUGACGUUAAUGCAAAGGUUCUCGAACAGUUUAAAGCCGAUGGAGCGACCAUUGCCAAAUUCCCGGCCGAUGUGGCUGCAGCGAGCAAAGAUAUCGUCACCAUGCUUCCAUCGAGUCCUCACGUUAAACUGGUAUACACUGGAGAUGGAGGACUUCUUGAAACACUGCAACCAAAUUCCCUUUGCAUGGAUAGCAGCACUAUCGACCAGAUGGUGUCGGUUGAAAUGGCGUUAGCUCUUCGCCAAAAGCAAGCGAGUUAUGUGGAUGCCCCAGUUAGUGGUGGUGUUGUUGGAGCUCAAAAUGCGACAUUGACAUUUAUGGUUGGUGGCGGUGAUGAGCAGCCAGUUUUCGAUCGUGCCCAUACAUUUUUGAGCAAAAUGGGCAAGAACAUCGUCAAUUGUGGAAAGGUUGGAAAUGGGCAAGCCGCAAAAAUUUGCAAUAAUAUGAUGCUUGGAAUUUCAAUGAUUGGUGUGUCGGAGACGAUGAAUCUUGGUAUUCGAAUGGGCCUUGAUGCAAAACUUUUGGCAUCAAUUCUGAACACUUCGUCCGGUCGUUGUUGGUCAUCCGAUACCUACAAUCCCGUUCCUGGAGUGAUUGAGGGAAUUCCACCAAGCAAGGAGUAUCAAGGCGGAUUCGGUAGUGCUUUGAUGGCGAAAGAUUUGUCGUUAGCUCAAAAUGCUGCUACCGCUACCCAUGCUCCAACUCCUCUUGGUUCUAUGGCGCAUCAGAUUUACCGUCUUUUAGCUCAAGACCCAAAUUUUUCUCAGAAAGACUUUGGCGUCGUUUAUCAAUUUUUGAAAGAAGAGGCGAAAAAGAGA